Messenger RNA from Aedes aegypti (yellow fever mosquito), 623 nucleotides. It is a transcript of the gene mRpL41, whose product is annotated as 39S ribosomal protein L41, mitochondrial. The transcript has a single exon. The record is from RefSeq and is a predicted model, not a curated record. Lineage: Eukaryota; Metazoa; Arthropoda; Insecta; Diptera; Culicidae. Gene Ontology annotation, molecular function: structural constituent of ribosome. Gene Ontology annotation, biological process: translation. Bases 108 to 584 code for a protein of 158 amino acids. Gene Ontology annotation, cellular component: mitochondrial large ribosomal subunit.
UACGUCAUCUGUCAAAAUACGCAAAUCUCGAGGCAGUCGGCACUUCACAUAACAACAAAACUAUUUAUUUUAAAAUCACAUAAAAUUCGCCAAAUUUUCAACUCAAAAUGCUGAACAUCAUCCGGCGUGGCAUCAGCACAUCGGCCGCCGUUGCUGGUAAGCACAACUUCCGCAAAUUCCUGCUCUACAACAAGCGGGGAACGCGCAUUUUCAAGCAGCUUCGAGCCGCCAAUCCGGAACAGUAUCCGGACAUGCCGAUCGACAAGCGCGGAGUGCGAGAUACGGGAGUGACCAGGGAUGGGAAAUACCACGAGAUUGCGGAGAAAAUUCCCGAACUGAUAGUGCCUAACCUGGACGGGUGCAAGUUCAAGCCCUACGUUUCCUAUCGGGCACCGGAGGUCAUCCAGUCGGAAUUCACGAGCCAAGAUCUGUUCAAUGCAGUUUAUGCCCAGAAGGUGAUAGAUGAUUUUAAGAGCGGCAAUUUGAAUGAGGACGGAACCCCCAAGGAACCGUCGGAGGUGGAAAAGCUCACCCCGGAAGAAGCUUGGAUUCGCGCGAGGAAAUCCGGAUCGGAUAUGUUCUGAGAUGGUCUGUAAAAAAUAUAGUUUAGAAUGUUGAAUAUA